Syzygium oleosum is the source of this 3467-nucleotide messenger RNA. Its product is annotated as phospholipase D beta 1-like. Gene Ontology annotation, biological process: phospholipid catabolic process; phosphatidylcholine metabolic process. The record is from RefSeq and is a predicted model, not a curated record. The coding region runs from base 615 to 3170 and encodes 851 amino acids. NCBI's taxonomy places the organism in Eukaryota, Viridiplantae, Streptophyta, Magnoliopsida, Myrtales, Myrtaceae. Gene Ontology annotation, molecular function: D-type glycerophospholipase activity; calcium ion binding. The transcript is spliced from 10 exons. Gene Ontology annotation, cellular component: plasma membrane.
GCCUUUGAACAUUCAAAGGCGAGGUCUAGAAAGGCUUGCCGAGUUCAUUGUUUUCUCAUCUCUGUCUUUCGUCGUUCCUUCCCUUGCUUUUGACAGCGUUAUUAAAACGGCUAAUCAUGCGUGGGCGAGUUCCCUUGAGCGAUUCUUCAAGGCUUGGAGCCCACCCCUUUCCGUUCUUGGGCUCCCUCCUCCUUUUACCCGGUCAACGCGGCUUUGCUCAUCUUGUCCGGGCACCAUCUCGCGUGUGCUGGCGCAUCUUUAGCUCGGAUGCAAUAACUCUGCUCGGCUCCUUUCGGCGCGUCCGAUGUGAGCUCAUCGGAGCAGCUUUCUCCUUGGUCUGUUGUGUUCCUGAGCACAAUUAUUCAGUUGAGGUACCUCCUUUCAUUCUUCCUCGAGUUACCCAAUUUUCUGGCCGCCGGUAAGUCGACGUAUUGCUUCAGUGAGACGGGUUUGCGUGGGUUCGUCGUUCGGAGUAGCUUGUCGGUCAGGGGCUUCAAUAGCUUGAUAAUUUAUUCGGGUUGUUGUCAAAGAGCGGUGGAGUUAUUGUGUUGUUAGGUUAUACAUAGUCUACUAUUGCAAGUGCUUCAGUUCCAUCGGGAGCGAGGCGCUUUUCCAUGGCUCGAUCAUUUUUCGCUGAAACCUUGUCCUUCAGAGGAUCAUCCCAUGUCCAGGGUCAACAGAAUGCUCCUAUUAAGACCAGCAAGCAAUCUCUGAAGUUGCAGCUCUUACAUGGAAACUUAGACAUUUGGGUGAAGGAUGCCAAAAAACUCCCCAAUUUGGAUUUGUUUCACAAAAGAUUGGAGGACGUGCUCGGGAAAAUUCCCGUCAAGGUUAAAGGCAAAAUCGAAGGUCAAAUGUCUAAGAUAACCAGCGAUCCUUAUGUUACGGUUUCCAUUUCUGGUGCUGUCAUCGGUAGGACGUUUGUGAUCAGUAACAGCGAGAACCCCGAAUGGAAGCAGCACUUUUAUGUGCCUGUGGCACAUUAUGCUGCGGAAGUGUAUUUUGUGGUUAAGGACAACGAUGUAGUCGGCUCCCAGAAAAUAGGCGCAGUGGGGAUUCCUGUGGAACAGUUAUUGUCGGGAACAAAAAUUGAAGGAACUUUCCCUAUCUUGAACGAUAACGGGAAGCCCAUCAAGACCGGAGCUGUCUUGAGCUUAUCGAUCCAGUACACUCCGGUAGAUAAAGUGGACGUUUAUAGUGAGGGAGCCAGUCAUGGUCCUAAUUACCAGGGAGUACCAAACACAUACUUUCCUCUCAGAAAGGGUGGUAAGGUUACUCUUUAUCAAGACGCUCAUGUCCAUGAUGGUUCCCUUCCUAAUUUAGAGCUCGACGAUAACUUGCAGUACAACCACAGGAGUUGUUGGCAAGAUAUCUUUAAUGCAAUUAGUCAGGCCCGACGUUUAGUCUAUAUUGCUGGAUGGUCUGUGUUCCACAAGGUUAGACUGGUCAGGGAUGGCAAUGAGGCAACAGUUACAUUAGGGGAUCUACUCAAAACCAAGUCACAGGAAGGUGUCAGAGUGCUCCUUCUAGUGUGGGAUGAUCCUACUUCUCGCAGCAUUCUGGGGUACAAAACGGAAGGGAUCAUGCAUACCAAUGAUGAGGUGACUCGUCAUUUCUUCAGGAACUCAUCGGUGCAAGUGCUACUUUGUCCUCGAUCAGCUGGAAAAGGACAUAGCUGGGUCAAAAAGCAGGAAGUAGGAACCAUUUACACUCAUCAUCAGAAGACAGUGAUUGUGGAUGCUGAUGCUGGGGAUUACAGAAGAAAGCUUGUAGCAUUUGUUGGAGGUCUAGAUUUAUGCUUGGGUCGUUAUGACACUCCCAGUCAUCCAACUAUGCGGACACUGCAGACGGAGCACAAAGACGACUAUCACAACUCUACUUUCACGGAUCCUUCUGCUGGUUGCCCAAGGCAGCCAUGGCAUGAUUUGCAUUGCCGCAUAGAUGGACCAGCAGUAUAUGAUAUCCUCACCAACUUUGAGGAGCGUUGGUUAAAAGUUUCAGAACCACAUGGUUUACAGAAGUUAAAGACAUCAUAUGAUGAUCAACUUCUGAGACUAGAAAGAAUUCCCGACAUCUUGGGGAUUUCAGAUGUUUCUUGGCCAAUUGAAGAUGACCUAGAGAAUUGGCACGUUCAGAUUUUCCGCUCGAUUGAUUCCAAUUCAGUCAAAGGCUUCCCUGAUGACUCUAAAGAUGCUCCAAGCAGAAACCUGGUAUGUGGAAAGAAUGUGUUGAUAGACAUGAGCAUACACACAGCAUAUGUCAAGGCAAUCCGUGCAGCACAACAUUUCAUUUACAUUGAGAAUCAGUACUUCCUUGGUUCAUCAUAUAACUGGGAUUCUUAUAAAGAUAUAGGUGCCAAUAAUUUAAUACCAAUGGAGAUAGCUCUUAAGAUUGCUAGCAAAAUAAGAGCAAACGAGAGGUUUUCUGUGUAUAUUGUUAUCCCAAUGUGGCCAGAAGGUGUUCCUACAAGCCCCCCCCUUCAAAGAAUACUGUUUUGGCAGCGCAAGACAAUGGAAAUGAUGUAUGAUACAAUCUACAAGGCUCUAAAAGAGGUUGGGCUUGACAAUAAAUAUGAACCUCAAGACUAUUUGAAUUUCUUCUGCCUCGGCAACCGUGAAGUGUUAGAUGGAGAAGACAGUUUAAAGUCGGGACGUGCAAAUGGAGCAAAGUCGGCUCAGGAACUUGCUCGAAAGAACCGGAGGUUUAUGAUUUACGUCCAUUCUAAAGGAAUGAUAGUGGACGACGAGUAUGUGAUACUGGGAUCUGCGAAUAUUAAUCAGCGAUCCCUGGAGGGCACUAGAGACACUGAAAUAGCUAUGGGUGCAUAUCAACCUCGGCACACCUGGACUCAGAAACAGUUGGCUCCACGAGGGCAGAUACACGGAUACAGAAUGUCCCUGUGGGCAGAGCAUCUCGGAAGCCUCGAAGAAUGCUUCAAGUGCCCGGAGAGUGUCGAUUGCGUGAGAAGGGUACGAUCGCUGAGCGAGGCUAACUGGAGACAGUACGUAGCUGACGAGGUAACCGAAAUGAAAGCCCACCUCCUGAAGUAUCCGCUCCAGAUUGACAGUAUGGGAAAGGUGAAGUCACUUCCUGGUUGCGAGACAUUCCCGGACGUCGGCGGGAACAUACUGGGUUCAUUUAUUGCCAUUCAAGAAAACCUUACAAUAUAGCGGCGCCUAUGAUCGCCUCGCCUUACACUCGUUCGCGUGUCACGACUAUCAUAUAUGCUAUGAUCAGUCGUCAUUCUUUUGUGCAUAUAAAAUCCAAGGGGAUCGAGAGGGGCUCUCUGAUUCUGUUCCUGCUUUUCGUGUAUCAUACCUUCAUGGAUUUGCAAAAGACCUGCGCAACCUGCAAAUUUUCUGCUCAUUUUGAGGUUGAACAUUCCAACCAUUCCCGAGAGAGUCUAGGACGGGGGACAGAACUCUUGAGAAUAUUAAUGUUCAUAUUGCCAAAGUUAUUGCACAAAA